ACUACACAUCCCAUCAUGCUCCGUUUCUGUCACCUCUGUCCAGCUGCUGUUGACAUGCCCAUGCAUUGCUAGGGGCUUCCAGGCUUCCUGCCGGCUGAUCCUGCUGUCACUGUCCUGCUAAUGGGAAGUGAUGAGAGGGGACCCAUGGCGUCUCCUCCCAGGACGGGGGACUCCGGUCUGCUCCGUGGCACCAGGGCGCGCUCCUACGGCAGCCUGGUCCAGUCGCCGUACUCACCGGCUAGGAUGCGGAAGGUGGAACACCUGGUCCAGCCAGGGGACACGCUGCCGGGUCUGUCGCUGAAAUAUGGAGUCACCAUGGAGCAGAUCAAGCGGGCCAACCGGUUAUACACCAAUGACUCCAUCUUCCUGAAGCAGUAUCUCAGUAUCCCGGUCCCCGUAGAGCCACCGGAGCUGUCCAAUGGGAUGUAUUCUGAGGAGGAUUUGGGUGCCGGGGACGAGACCAGCGCGGAUGCGGCAGCAGGGCAGCCGGAGAGGAGGCACCAGCGCUGCAGCACGGCUAAGGACGCCCGCAAGGAGGAGGUGUCGGUCAGCGACUUCAUGAGCAAGCUGGACACCAGGAUCCGUGUGUCUAAGAGAGCGGCGGUAAAGAAGAUUCGGGAGGUGGAGACCCUAUCCUCGGAAGAGUGUGUAGCCUCCGGCUAUCAAAUCAACGAGCGCACAGGAGAGGCCUCGCCGCAAACUCAGCAACGCUCCCUGCUGGGGCCCCUCCCACUCACCGUAACCACGCGAUCCACCGCCCUCAGGGAUCACGAGGAUGAAAUAUUUAAACUCUGACUUCCGCCAUGGUCCCGCUCAAUGUAUUCUAUUUUUAUUUUUUAACUAAUGAUGUUUCAUUUUUGUAAGUGAGCCCUAAAUGUUUUUUAGGUUGUUUCCAGGAGAAUUUUCUGUAAUGUAGACACCGAACGCUUCAGUUCCCCAUUACAGCCCUUUGUUCCCUACUGCAAGUUGCACUUUAGAGAGCGAGAGAACAACGAAAUCCUGGGUUAUUUUUGUUACACUCAUUAUGAAAGCGGAAGGCUUUGUGUUGUCCCGGAGCUGUUCCGCUAGUCAACCACUGGGUGGCGCUCAAAGCUGCUUUCGUAGAAAUGUUCUAUACGAAACAUAAGGACGGAAAGUUUGGAAAAAGUUUUAGAAUCGGGUACAAAUAAUUUUUUAUGGUUUCUGCUACAAAUCCCAUCAUGCUCAACGAGCCUUACAUUAGCUAGAGCAGUCUUAUACUCUACAAUCCGUAGUAUAUAGCAAUACAUUAUUGGUGGUUUAAGUAGUGCAGGCCUGUUACUAUUUUUUAUAUCUCACCUAUUGGGGGCGGCGUUGCCCUGCUCCACGUAAAACAUUUUGUUUUAUCUUGUCAAAGUGGCGCACACCUUCAUUCGCAGCCGCAACCAAGCUAGUCUAAAGUGCCUCGUGCCCCAGUGCCCCCCCCCCCCCCCCCCCCGGUGGGAGGCCAGCCCUCCUAUAGGCACGUAAGUGUAUAUGUGUCUAUCUGCAUUGCUGAACGUUUAUAGAAAAAAAAUGCGGUAAAAGUAAAUCCUCCUUUUUAAUAGGAUGUAUUUUAUAUUUUAAGUCCCUGCCCCUGAUUUCCAAAGGAUCAUGGGAUUUGUAGUUCAGGAAAAGCACGGCUGCUAGAGCUGUAAGCAAUCUGCGUUAAGUCGUGAUUUUAGCUGUUCCUAUUAUAUUUACGGUACUUUAUCCUGUAUCAGAUGUAAUAUAAAAUGGAUGAGUGUAGAUAUAAUUUCGUACUGGGGAUAGGCCUGGUGUAUUCCAAGCCCAGCGGUCUGCAGAGGCUGAAGUGAGUGUCUGAGACAGAAGGCAGCGGUGGGGAUGACAGGCAGCGGUAUAGAGCUGUCAGUGCAUCUGCCAAACACUCCUCUGGCCAAUGACCCAUAACAGCUACUGACCUGUGUACUCCAGCCUGAAGUACCCGGCAGCUAUGCUGUUACAGGGUAACUAGGACAGGCUCCGGCCUACGGCCGACACAAUACCAGAAUAGACUACAGUAAAUGCUUUUACAGAGGCGUUGCGACACUGGCCCUCAUUCCGAGUUGUUCGCUCGUUAGCUGCUUUUAGCAGCAUUGCACACGCUAAGCCGCCGCCUACUGGGAGUGAAUCUUAGCUUUGCAGAAUUGCGAACGAAAGAUUCUCAAAAUUGCGAAUAGAAAUUUCUUUGCAGUUUCUGAGUAGCUCGAGACUUACUCGGCAUCUGCGAUCAGUUCAGUGCUUGUC
Messenger RNA from Pseudophryne corroboree (corroboree frog), 2244 nucleotides. It is a transcript of the gene LYSMD1, whose product is annotated as LysM domain containing 1. The record is from RefSeq and is a predicted model, not a curated record. The transcript is spliced from 4 exons. The coding region runs from base 121 to 795 and encodes 224 amino acids. Lineage: Eukaryota; Metazoa; Chordata; Amphibia; Anura; Myobatrachidae.